Molecule: messenger RNA, 123 nt
Organism: Cetraspora pellucida
Lineage: Eukaryota; Fungi; Glomeromycota; Glomeromycetes; Diversisporales; Gigasporaceae
Source: the annotation of a GenBank genome assembly
ACAUAUAAAUGGUUGGGCAAAAUUUGUUAGAGCAACUCAACUAUGUCUUGAACCAAUUAUUUCUAAUGAAGAACUUAAAGAAAUUAAAAUGCUGUUUAUAGAUUUUAUUAAUUAUUAUGAGCA